AUGCCCACGAGCGCUGAAAUCUGUGCCUUCUUCUUUGAUGAGGGAACCGACUAUCGCUACACCCGCAAGAUCUGCAAUGGAGCUCGCAAGCGGGCCCCGGCUACCGGCUACUCCAACCUUGUCUCCCACUUGGGCACCAAGCACCCAGACUUCUUGACUGAGAUGGCUACAUCUCGCCAUGCGGAGAACGGGACGAUAGAGUCCUUUGGUUUCGUCUCAAAGGCGGUGGACCAUUUGUACCGCUGGCUACGCUGGGUUGUGGCACGCAACCUUCCGCCCUGUGAGGUAGAUGACCCGCUCACGCGCGCAAUGUCGUGUCGAAGACCUACAGGCUCGAAGACAAUGAAGGAAAAUAUGCACCUUGCCGCCGCCAAAAUCGGCAAGUUGCUUGAAGAGGAGAUGGGCGACGCAUGUGCAGGAGCAUUGCUCUCAUAG
Messenger RNA from Phytophthora nicotianae INRA-310, 435 nucleotides. RefSeq lists its product as hypothetical. NCBI's taxonomy places the organism in Eukaryota, Oomycota, Peronosporomycetes, Peronosporales, Peronosporaceae. The transcript has a single exon. The record is from RefSeq and is a predicted model, not a curated record. Bases 1 to 435 code for a protein of 144 amino acids.